UCCAUUUCAUUUUAUUUUUCAAUUUUGCCCCCCUCUCCCCUAUCUCACAUACCAAACAUAGAAGGCGGAAUAUUAAUUCUAAAAUUCCUCGCGAAAAGCUCUGAACCGAAAUUAAAUUUCAAAUUGAAAAUUAUGCUCUGAAUUUAAUGCUUUUUGCAUUGAAUAUGUUCGGUGCAUUGAUUGAAUUGACAAUUCAAUGUGGUUUAAUUGGAAAUUUAACCAACCAUCCCCUUUCCCUGGAAAAUGCAUCUAAUUAUAUUAUCUGGUCAGCUUUGGGGGGGAGGAGGAAUUUAUUAGAAUUUCUAUAUGCUACACUGCACAAAUGAGUCUCAACGAAUUUACAAAAACCGCAGCCACGUGAUUGAGUUUCUGUGGCUACUUUGUGGGCACAUCUGUGCUGCUAUAAAAUGCCCCGGAAUGCCUGGUGGUUGCACUUGUGUUGAGAUGGAGAUCUCCGGGAAGAGUGCUGUUGUGACUGGAGGUGCAAAUGGAAUUGGUUUGGCCAUUGCUGAGCAACUUCUUGCGCAAGGAGUGAAGAAAAUUGCCUUGUUGGACAUCCUGCAGGAGGAGAAUGAAGAGAUUUCUUCCCUACGACGAAAUCAUCCGGAAGCCCUCAUUGAAUUCCUCUCAGUGGACGUCACGGAGAUGAAAUCCUUCCGGGAAAGCUUCCACGAAAUCACGGAGAAGUUUGUGAAAAUUGACAUUGUGGUGAAUUGUGCGGGAAUUUUCGAUGAAUGCGACUACGCGCGAAUGUUCAAUGUGAAUGUUUGUGGUGUCAUCAAUUCCACCAUGUUGGCCAUUGAGCAUAUGCGUCAAGAUGGCGGUGGCUGCGGUGGAA
Molecule: messenger RNA, 838 nt
Organism: Lutzomyia longipalpis
Lineage: Eukaryota; Metazoa; Arthropoda; Insecta; Diptera; Psychodidae
Product: 15-hydroxyprostaglandin dehydrogenase [NAD(+)]-like
Cellular component (GO): cytoplasm
Molecular function (GO): oxidoreductase activity, acting on the CH-OH group of donors, NAD or NADP as acceptor
Source: RefSeq, a predicted model, not a curated record